This is a messenger RNA of Dichomitus squalens LYAD-421 SS1, 4849 nucleotides long. RefSeq lists its product as uncharacterized. Lineage: Eukaryota; Fungi; Basidiomycota; Agaricomycetes; Polyporales; Polyporaceae. The record is from RefSeq and is a predicted model, not a curated record. The transcript is spliced from 16 exons. Bases 41 to 2377 code for a protein of 778 amino acids. Gene Ontology annotation, cellular component: membrane.
UGGACCAUCAAACAUCCCAGCGCGACAUAUACGGUAGCUCAUGGAUAACCCAGGAUGGCAUGCUUUCCGGCGAGCGGACAAGGACGAAGCACGAUGGAGUAUGCCACACAGAGGGCCCGACGGCCGCUUCCAACCUGUCGAGGAGGUCGGUCCAAUGGCCGAGCCAUUCGUCGGUGGCUUCCUCCCGCCACCGUCGCCCGUGCCCUCGCUUGGACGCGGUCCCCCGCCGCCGUUGCCCCCCAAGGACGGCAACUGGGACCAGCUGAAUGUGCGGCUGCCGAGUAAAGCUAGCCUGUCCGAUACCAUGUCGCGCACAGAGUCGACCCUGUCGGGCGCGAACUCGACGUACUCGACGUUCGCGAACAUGAGCGCCGUCGAGCGGUCCAAGCACCUCCGCGUCGCGCGCAUGAACCCGCAUCUGCAGUACAUGGUCGGCCCUCUCCUGCGCUACGACACCGUGGACGAGCAGGGCGUGUGGCGCGGCGCGGCGAUGAUAGUCACUGCGGACGCGGGCUCUGUGUAUGAGCCCCUGCCUACUUUGACGUAUCAUUGGGACCCGGACCUCACGCCGUCCGGAAGUCAGCUCAAGAGGCACGUUUCGUCGCGGACCCAUGGGCAGUCUUUCGACCUCGGGCCACACCCAGCGGACCCGAUGUCUAUUGUCACGCCCGGGUCUCCGACUAGGGAGAACGAGACGUACGGCAAUGGCCACGACGCUCAUGUCGAGCGGCGGCGCGUUGAAGGGAAGGAGCUUUACGUGUAUUACGGUAAUGGCGGGCAAGUUUCCAAAUCUCUUGUCAGAUACGUCCAACACCUGACAUGGAACGGAACGCACAGGACGUUCACCUUUUGGCGCUUCAUGAUUGAGAUACCCUUAACAAGCCACGAGAUGCGGAUUAAUUACACCAUCAACGAUGGCAUCGAGCUGAACUUCCACGUACCGGGCCGUAAUCAGAACAUGCGUUGGGCCGCGUAUUCAUGUAAUGGAUUCAGUUCCGGCGUGAACCCCGAUGACUUCCGAGGGCCCGGGUACAAGAGCGGCUACGAUCCGGUAUGGAUGGACCUCCUUGCUCAUCAUGCUGAGGAGCCGUUCCACGCGCUGGUUGGAGGCGGCGACCAGCUUUACUGCGACAGUAUUGUUCGGGAGCCGGAAAUGCAAGAUUGGGUCAACCAGACAAAGGCAGAAAACAAGAGGCAUUAUCGGCUAACGGAGGAGAUGGCUCUGGCGAUUGACCGUUUCUUCUUCAACCACUAUUGUCAGUCGUUUCGUAGCGGUGCAUUCGCCCGGGCAAACAGUACAAUAGAGGAGUUAGUUUCUGUCCGUUCUGGAUCUGAUACACCGCUCGUGAAGAUCGACGGUUUUGGCAGCUAUCCUGAUGAUUUGAUGCGGUCCCCAGUAUUCAAUACGAUCGGGUCGCGUGGCUAUUUUUUCUUCCUCUUAUUCCAGUGCUUCAUCAAUGUCGAAGUUGACGGAAGGGAUGACCGACGGCACCCUUUCAAAUCGCUUGUCAUCGGCGGCGAUGGCCCAUAUAUCCCAUACCCGUCGCAUUCGUUCCUGUGCUACUUGGGUCCUCAUGUGUAUAUGCUGCUCCUCGACUGCAGAGCGGAACGCAAGAAGGACCAAGUUUGCAGUCAGCGGGAGUACGAAGCCGUCUUUGCUCGCAUGAAGGCGCUUCCGUCUACGGUGGAGCAUAUGGUCAUCCAGACAGGUAUACCCAUCGCUUAUCCGCGAAUGGUCUUCCUUGAGACCGCCCUUGACUCGAAGUUCAACCCCUUGGUCGCUCUCGGUCGCAAUGGUUCUUUAGGUCUGUCGGGCUUCGUCAACAAGUUCAACGCGGACGCUGAGCUCCUUGAUGACCUGAACGACCAUUGGACCGCAAAGGCGCACAAGAAGGAGCGGAACUGGUUUAUCCUCGAGCUCCAGAAGUACGCCAAGGCGACCCAUGUACGCGUCAGCUUCAUUUCGGGCGACGUCCAUUGCGCUGCCGUCGGGCUGCUCAAGACGUUCGUCAAGGACAAGAAAAGGGGCGAUGUACCUCCGCCUUUGGACCCGCGAUACAUGGUCAAUGUUGUUUCCAGCGCUAUCGUGAACACACCACCACCGAAUGGCGUGAUCAGCCUGGUGUCUACGCUUGCCUCUAAAACUCAUCGAACACUCCAUCACCAGGAGACGGAUGAGACCAUGAUACCCCUUUUCGAGAGGGAUACUGAUGGGUCCGCGCCAAAGAGCAGGUAUAUCAUGGGCAAGCGAAACUGGUGUAGCGUAAAAUGGGAUCCUUCAUCCGGGGACCUCAUCUGGGAUAUUCGGGUGGAAAUCUCGAAGGGGAACGGCCAGACGACAGGUUAUGCCGUCCGGUCCCCUCCGCCACGGUGGUGAUCGCCGAAUGUGCAAACUUUGACAUCCUCCCACAUGCUAUCCUCUCCAGCUCACGUUCACGCAAGCUAUCUUAUAUUCGACGUGACACCGCUCGCAUUCAUGCUGAGAUUUCCGUCCUUUGCAGAGCUGUGCUAAUCGCUGCCGUUCCUUAUACCCCCCACUGUAUCUAUUACCAGUAUCUCACUGAUGUAAUGUGUCCUACUCUGUCUGAUGCACAACUACUUUCAAUCAUGUUGAACGUUACAAUAAGCUGAUAGUCAGCGGCGAACACCGUACGAAUAGGAGACAGCGUCUUCUAUCGGGUCCACCUCUGCGAUGUCUACAUCUCCGUCCGUCUCAACACCGCCAUCGUGCUGCGUAGGCUCAACAUCCUCAUAGUCUGUAUUAUAUGCGCUGUUGUCGUGGUACCCUGCCAGUCCAGCGAUUUGUGCAUCGAGACUGGACGUUGCAGUGGGCGCGGGCGAUGGAAUACGCUCGCUGCCCGGCGUCGCCGCGUCGUGAACGUCAGGAGUGUCGAAGGAUGGAAUGAUCAUAGCUGGCGCAUAGCGCUCGUCCUCCGCCACCGCAGGGUCAUUACGGGGAAAGACACCGAGCGUCGGCGCUGGGGACUGCUCCGCCGUCUUAACCCGCUUGUUCGACGAGGUGUCGUGCGGCUUUUGUGCGGUCUUGCGCUCGCGCCGCGCCGCAGCCUGGGCUUUGCGCUUCGCUUUCUGCUGUUCCGCCUUCUCGUGCUUCGCGUGCUCUUCCUCGGCGUCCACAUGAUGUCUUGGCGCCUCCUUCUCUUCUUGCUCGUCCAAAGCCCACUGCUCCUGCAUGAACUCGCUGUACCGCUCGCAGACCGGACGCCAUGUAGGCCUGCUAUCCGGCUGGGGUUUGAUGUCCACCUCUGCAGGAUUUGCGACCACAGCGUCGAUGUCGGGCGGGGGAGGGAAGGAAAAAUCGGGACCGGGGUUCAUCUGGACCUGCGCGCCAUUGAAGAGGGAGACGAACGGAUAGUAGCCCAGAGUGCCAUCAUCGAAGGGGUUCUCCUUGUGCUCGCGAAUGCCCUCCUUGUUCGCACGCUUCUUCUGCUCUGCCUUGCUCGGGGGCCUGCGCAGCGGAAGGUAGUCAAACAGGUCCUGGAAAGCGAUGCCCUGGCACUCGCCGUUGAUGAAGAACGCUAUGUACGACUCGGGCCCGAGCGUCGGUAGGGGUCGCAUGGGGGUUGUCUCCUGUGGCGCGCCCUUCCCGCGUCCGGUCGAGGGGAGGUUCUUCACGGUUGCGCUCUUCUUCGUUGAGGACGACGGCAGGGACUUCGCGUCCGUCGCCUUCGAGCGGUCGCUCGCGUCCAUUAGCGCGAUCAUCUCCUUCGUCUGCGGGUACUCGAGCGACUCGAAGUACUCCUGGCCCUUGUACUCGAUCGCGAUCCGCUCCCGCUUGAUGUGUGCCGGGUCAUAUGGGUCACGCUUGUCCGGCUUGCGCCUUGGGGGGAGGCAAAUGUACAUGCCGACGACGUCCCCAGUCUGGAACGCGCGGCCAUAUGGCCGCGGGCGCGAGAGGUGCACCUUCUCUCCGGUCUUGUCGCGCACGGCGUAGCUGUAGCCGUCAUAUCCCGCAGGCGCAUUCAGCGGGGCUUCGCGACGCGCCCAGCCUAGGCGGACGUGACUGCCCUCUUUGCGCUUCAUUCCUGUAGGUUUGUCUCCGGAACCCAACUCGAUCUUUACUUCCAUGUACCACCGACCCUCGCGCAUAGGCGCGUUGCAGCGCGCGCUCCGGAAGCCCUUCUCUCCUUGCAAGCGAAGACCGUCUUGUGUGACUCUAAUGAAGGGGCUUCGGUCUUCCCAGGAGACGCGAAAGUGCGUAGGGUGUGAUUCAAUAGUGCGGAAGGGAAUAGCGUUCUCCGGCGAGGUGACUCCUGCGGGGGUGUAGCGGAAGUUCAGGCGAUUGAAGCAAAGGGGUUCUGUAGUAUAAAAUUGGGACCCUGGUACCACAGGAACGAAACCUGGGUGCCGUGAGAUGCUCAAGCGUGGCCGGGAGGCGAGGUCAGCAUGGCGCGAGCUGAGGACGAGGUUCUCCGGCGCCGGGGUGCCUGCGCCUGGGUCGGAGGGGACUGGCGACGAGACGGCUGCGUGCGCGAGUGCGGCAUGCUUGCGCUUUUUGCUGUUGUGGAGCUGGUGGUGGGUGAGAGGGAUGGGUACGGGAGGAGGGGUGGCGACUGCUGACGGGGAGACCUCGCGGGCGGUGGCUGGGACCUCCAUACCGAGCCUUGUCAAACCGCCUGUUGGCGAGACAUUCGCCUAAGUCUAGGUGGUACUCACAAGAGGGGUCUGAGAGCAAAUCAGUCCUUCUCGUGAUGCAGUCAACGGUCUACCGUCAGUCCGGGAUAUUGGAUGCGGCCCACGUCGCUGAAUCACGUUCACAAUCCGAUAGAAAGCCAGCAGGAAAGUUAUGAGAGGAAACAGCAAUGUUCUUGUACCCUGGAGCUGCAGUGGG